UUAAAUGUUUUAAAGAGGUGUGAAAUCAGGAUUUUCUAAAUGGUAGAAACAAAAAUUUCCGCAGACUCUCAUUCUUCCGGCACCUGAAAAAGAUCACAGAUGUCCUUUCGCCUCCAAAACAGCAAAUGUGAAACAAUCGUUGGCAUAAUUCUCCUGAAUCUCAUUGGUCAUGUGUUCUCUCAAUGUAGCGGUUCCUCACUAUCACUGAGUGCUAGCCAAAGUAUCCAGUACUUUACAUCGACAGGUUAUAACAGUGGUGCUGGAACGUACAGCAGUAAUCUAGACUGUUUAUGGAUCAUUGAUAGUGGAGCUUCAAAUUACAAAGUCGUACUGUAUCUAACGAAUUAUAACGUAGCAUGCAGCGGGGACAGCAUCAAUAUUUACGACGGAAAUAGCGUUUCGGGAACAUCACUGAAAUCAAACAUAUGUGGAACUGGUGCCUCCGACAAAAUAGUGACGUCAUCUUCACAAUAUAUGACACUGAGAUUUACAACAGAUGCUGUUAAUCAGUCGGUUGGAUUCGAGGCUGCAUAUUUCUCUGCAGCGGAUUUAUCUGGAACAGGUUGUACAGCGGAACAGACUCUUACACCAACUACAACGCCACAAUAUUUGACAUCACCAAGUUUUCCAGGUCUUUAUGACGUGAGUUCCAACUGUCGAUGGGUGUUAACUGUUUCCGCAGGGACAGUUAAGGUUGAAAUCAUAUACAGCGAUGUGGAAACAUCAACCAACUGUGCUUUCGAUUCACUGGAGAUCUAUGAUGGUGAUUAUGUUUGUGAAAAUACAAAACUAGCCGCCGUUUGCUCCCGAUAUCCAAAUGGUGUGACAGGUGCUUACGUCAGUAAUGGAACUAGUUUUCUCCUCAAGUUUAAGUCAGACGGAUCCGUUAGUUACACAGGAUUUCUAAUCAAAUACACUCAUGUUGUGGAGGUGGUAUCAUCCAAUCCUGUGACGUCAUCAGAAGAUAUUGAAAAUGACAUUGAUCGUUUAAUGCUGGGAAUUGGGAUUGGAUGCGCUUGCGGUGCUACAGGAGCCUUUCUGAUUGUGUUUAUAAUAACUCUUUUCAAAUCCAAAUGUCGUUCACCAAAAAUAGUCUCUCCCAGAGUAAAGACAGUGGAGCCGAUGAAUGGUGGUCCACAUAGCAUGCGAACUCCGUCUGUCAAUGGAUCCAUAAACUCUACUGAAUCAGUCACACACUCAAGAAAUGGAUUUAUCCGACGACCAUUAAGCACAAGCAGGCGAUCCAGCCUGGUUGACGGAAAAUUAAACGGAUUUCUGCCUUGA
Molecule: messenger RNA, 1284 nt
Organism: Saccostrea echinata
Lineage: Eukaryota; Metazoa; Mollusca; Bivalvia; Ostreida; Ostreidae
Product: embryonic protein UVS.2-like
Exons: 10
Coding region: 100-1284 (394 amino acids)
Source: RefSeq, a predicted model, not a curated record